CUUUUUUUCGUGCUCAAAUAAAUUAAAAAUAAUACUUGUAAUAAUAAUAUAUAUAUAAUUAUGUCUGAAACGAACGAGUGGGCAAAUUGGAUAGAAGAGGCUAUUUCUAAAAAACAUAUUAGAUAUUAUGAGUAUGAGUACUUUAGUAAUAUUCAAGAAAUUGGUGUUGGUGGCUUCGGUAAAAUUUACCGUGCUAAUUACAAAAGUUCAGAACAAUAUCUCGUGUUAAAAUCUCUUCUUAACCUUGAUAAUAUCGCUAUUAAAGAGCUCGUUAAUGAGGCCUUUAAGAAAUACUUAUUGGUGAUGGAAUACGCUGAUGGUGGUUCCCUCAAAAAAUUUUUAAAAGAAAAUAAGGAUAUUACUUGGAAGGACAAAUGUAAACUUGCGUAUCAGUUGUCCUGUGCUGUAGCGUGCUUACACGAUGAAGGAAUCGUACAUCGUGAUUUGCACUCAAACAACGUAUUAGUUCAUCAGGGAAACAUCAAAUUGGCAGAUUUUGGGUUGUCAAAAAAAGUUGGUGAUGCAUCUAAAACUCAAAGAGAAUUAUUUGGUGUAGUCCCUUACAUUGAUCCAAAAAGAUUCGGCUCAAGAACAUACUCUUUAAAUAAAAAGAGUGAUGUAUAUAGUAUUGGCGUACUUUUGUGGGAGAUAUCAAAAGGUCAGCCACCAUUUUAUGUAGAAGGCGAAUCAUACGAUGCUAGUCUAGCUAUACAAAUUUUACAAGGUUCUAGAGAAUCAACCGUUCCUGGUACCCCUGCCGAUUAUGUUAAACUUUAUAGUGAAUGUUGGGAUGGUGAUCCAGAUAAAAGGCCAUCUAUUCAAGAGGUCGUUGAUAGAUUAAAAUCAAUGGUCUCACAAUCGGAUACGACAUCUCAACAACAAAUUGAAAGUGAUCAAAUACCAAGUAAAAAUAUGACUAUGAAUAGCGCGGAAAAUUAUGCAUCUCAUGGAGAUUUAUCUCAAAUCAUUCGAAGUUUUGAUAAAAUGAAUAUGGAAACUUUUACAUCAACGAGUAAUAAGCAAGGUUUUAUUUUACCUGAAAAUGAAUUAAACUUGAAUGCAGUAGAAUCUGCAAUGUCAUCAAGUGAUAUUGAGCCACCUCAGAACGCGGAAGUUGAGGAAAUUAUAAAAUUCAUUUUUGAAGUAACAAAUAGAAUAAAUGAAGUUAAUGAAAAAUCAUUUAGAAAAAAACAUAUUCUUGAUUUUCUUAAAAAUAAUAAUAUAAAUUCUCAAGAAAUUCAUGAUUGGUUAUUGAAACAUCAGUACAGUAGUAUGAAUGCCACCUUCUUACUUGGAUAUUUCAACUAUUAUGGAAUUGAAACUGUUGAGAAUCACGAUAGAGCAUUCAAUUUUUUCUCUAAAGCAUCAAAGCAAAAUCAUAUGUUGGCUCGAUAUUUUGUUGGUAAAUGUUAUCAAAAUGGUUAUGGAACUACAAAAAAUGAAAGUAUGGCCUUUAGAUAUUUUGAAAAAUUAGCGAAUGAAAAUUUUGCUAUAGGUCAGUUAGAAGUUGGUUAUUGUUAUAAUCUAGGAUUAGGGGUUAAUGAAGAUCCAGAAAAGGCUAUUCAUUGGUAUGAAAAAGCUUCAGAUAACGGAAAUGUAGCGGCUACGUAUAAACUUGGUCAAAAAUAUAUAAAUGGAAUGGGCGUCAGUAAAAAUUUAGAAAAAGCCUUUGAAUUGUUCAAGAGAUCAGCUGAAAAGGGGUAUUUAGAUGGAAUGGUAAUGUUAGGAGUUUGUUAUAAUGGUGGUAUUGGUACUAAUAUUGAUUGGACGAAGGGGUUUGAAUGUUAUGAAAAAGCUGCAAAUUUAGGAAAUAUGAUUGCUCAAUAUAAUUUAGCUAACAUGUAUAAAAAUGGUGAAGGAACUGAAAAGAAUAUGGAAAUGGCGAUUCAUUGGUUCAAAGUAUCUGCUGAACAAGGGUAUUCAAAUGCUCAAAAACAGUUGGAUAGAUUAUUAAAAAGUUAAAAAAAAAUUUAUUUGUAAGCCUAUUUUAAGA
Messenger RNA from Rhizophagus irregularis DAOM 181602=DAOM 197198, 1993 nucleotides. NCBI's taxonomy places the organism in Eukaryota, Fungi, Glomeromycota, Glomeromycetes, Glomerales, Glomeraceae. The record is from RefSeq and is a predicted model, not a curated record.